Patiria miniata (bat star) is the source of this 833-nucleotide messenger RNA. RefSeq lists its product as uncharacterized. The coding region runs from base 261 to 566 and encodes 101 amino acids. The record is from RefSeq and is a predicted model, not a curated record. The transcript has 3 exons. Lineage: Eukaryota; Metazoa; Echinodermata; Asteroidea; Valvatida; Asterinidae.
AAAUGUAUUGUGCAUUUGGUCGGCACGUAAAUAUCCACCGUACCAGUACACUUCGUUCAGCACGCUCGCUCGUAAUAUUCCCGGAGUUAGCGACGCGUUGCUAGGACAAAUGUAGCCCAAAUUCACCCCAGGAUUCACCCACCAUGAGCAGGACCAACACUUCAUCUCCAUAGGGUAGGAUUCCAGGAUGAUUUGGUGGCAGGAAACGAGUGUUUUCCGUGAGAAACAAACGGUGACGGGACAGGGAGUCGAGAGGUGAAAUGAACGGCGUGUCAGCGCAGCAAUGCGGCGGGCCAGUGGGUCCGUCGACCGGUGCCGUGUCUGUCUUGGUUGCGACUUACAGUGUUGGUGGUGAGGGCUCCAUGCCAGAGUCAACGUUUACACCGGAUGGCGAAGCAUGGACAACAAAGAAUGCGAGGAGAUUGUAUCCAUUGUGGCCCCCGUGUCGUCGCAUAACAACCAACAAAAAAAAACCCUCUCCAUCAGAGAGAUUACAAGUUUGCAAUGGGAUGAGCAGAAUUACUUCUCCAGAGAUUUGGCUGGCUGCUAUCGGUUACAUGCCUUAGGAGAUGUCACUGGAGGAAUGAAAUUGGAACCGGGACCAGUAUGGUGGGGACACUAACGGGGUGUACAUUACUGCAUCGUUAAUUCCCAAUGAACUGGGGCUAGCUGUAGAGUGGCAAUAUCUUCCACAUGGAAUUUCUCUUUGGCUGAAUAAAGAGAAAUAAAUUAAUCUGUCUACAGAUGUAGUGUGUACAAUUACAGGUAUCUUUUGCCCAUUUUAAAAAAUGAGUACUGAAUGAGAUAUUUGAAAGAUAAAGUGCUCAAGAAAG